AUGCGUCGCCGCGGGUCGUGCAUGUACUAUGCCGACGCGGGCCUCCUCGCCGUCGGCAACCUCAUCACGAUCGACGACUGGAUCCUCGACCGCGACCGCAGCCACUGCAGCGUGUGCGUCCAGCAGUUUCACGCGUUCAAACGGCGCCACCACUGCCGGACGUGCGGCGAGGUCAUUUGCAGUCGCUGUUCCAAGCACCGUAAGCUGCGCCUCGUCGAACUCAACGUCGACCUCACGGCGCGCAUCUGUGCCAUCUGCGUCACAGCGGCGACGCUUGCAGCACGCGACGUGUCGGCCGCGCCGUUGCGCCCGACGCUCCUCGAGACGCCGUCGUCGCCCGUGUUUGCUGUGCCCGUGCUGCCGUGGGACGACGCCAACUUGGCCACGUGGCGCCUCGAGGUCGCGCGCCAAGCCGACACGCUCCAACCGGAUCAAGACGACACGCUCAAGCUGCUCGUGCACCUCGUCGCGACGUCGCUGCGCUGCCCGAUCGUCUUUUUAGGGCUCUUGGACCCGAGCGGCCUCCACAUCCAAGCCAGCCUCGGCCUCGACCCGUCCACCGACAGCCUCGUCCAGUUUUGUGCGCCAGUGUGGCGCCACAAUGCGACGCUCGUGCUCUCCGAGACGGACGAUGCGAUGCUGCGCGACCAAGGCCUGCGGUACUUUGCCGGCACGCCGAUCGUCGUCGAAGGCCUCGUGCUCGGCGCACUCGUCGCCAUGGACAUGGAGCCCCAUGGCAGUACCAACCUGAGCCAGCGGAAUACGCUCGAGUCGGUCGCGCGGAUCGCCGCCGAAGUCCUCGAGCAGCGCGCCAAGGUAGACGACAGUCCAUCCCACUCUCUCGCUCCUUUCUGA
Molecule: messenger RNA, 855 nt
Organism: Saprolegnia parasitica CBS 223.65
Lineage: Eukaryota; Oomycota; Saprolegniomycetes; Saprolegniales; Saprolegniaceae
Exons: 4
Coding region: 1-855 (284 amino acids)
Molecular function (GO): metal ion binding; protein binding
Source: RefSeq, a predicted model, not a curated record